AUGAUGCGCUUUUCAUCCUGGGCUAGCUGGCUCGUGACCGCCUACGUAGGGAUCGUCCUGGCCGCAACGAACAUAACUUCUGGCAUCAUGGAAGUGGACCUCGUGUUCCCACGCAACGAGACCUACGCACCGACAUCAUCACUUCCCGUGGUUUUUGCUAUCAAGAAUCCGGAGCUCCUUCCACUACUUUCCAACUCCAUCACGUUCACGGCGCACGCAUGGGAAAACCUGGAACGUUUUCCCAUCGCGGCCACUUAUGAUCUGAGAUGGAGAAACUUCAGCAGCAGCGACCCUUACUUUGUAUAUUACACGUUCGCUGGGUUUGAAACUGAGGAUGUUUGGUGGCUUACAUGGAGUUUCGGCUGGACCGGUUGUACCGAGGAAUCUUUGUCUCAUAAAAAAGUCAACUACAGCGACUAUUCCACCUCUCUUACCUUUACGACAAAGACCUCUGGACAAGCGAUAGAUCUCGUCGCCGGUACAGAGAGCGAUAAUUGUCCCGCCGACUCGGGAGUUGCCAUUGAAGUAGCAAGUACACUUGAUGUCCCGAUUGGUGUGAAUAACUGGGAAGGCGGUGAUACGUGCGCUGUGCUUGCCGACUCGACUCCCGCGGCGACUCCAUGUGAGGUCAAGAUCGAUGCCGUCGCAGCUUCCAGCAUUGCUGCCUCUAUCGCUCACAAUGCCUGCAGAGCAACACAAGUAGUCGGCUGCGACGAUGAUGAGAGUGUAGCCGCCCGUUUAGCUGUCGGAGUAGUAACAAUCUUGGCCGCCGCAUUCGGAUCGUUGGGAUUCCUCUUUUAG
This is a messenger RNA of Pestalotiopsis fici W106-1, 801 nucleotides long. RefSeq lists its product as uncharacterized. The transcript has a single exon. The record is from RefSeq and is a predicted model, not a curated record. Lineage: Eukaryota; Fungi; Ascomycota; Sordariomycetes; Amphisphaeriales; Sporocadaceae. Bases 1 to 801 code for a protein of 266 amino acids.